This is a messenger RNA of Mytilus californianus (California mussel), 788 nucleotides long. RefSeq names its product complement C1q-like protein 2. Lineage: Eukaryota; Metazoa; Mollusca; Bivalvia; Mytilida; Mytilidae. The transcript has 3 exons. The coding region runs from base 62 to 625 and encodes 187 amino acids. Gene Ontology annotation, molecular function: protein binding. The record is from RefSeq and is a predicted model, not a curated record.
AAUCAUCAAAACAGAUGCACGGAACUGAUUGUUUGUCUAGUUUGCGAAUCAACUGAUCGAAAUGAGUUUAUUCCAGGUUAUCUUACUGACUUGUGUUAUGACACUUAUGGUAACAGGACAUAAAUCCUGCUCCAUAAAUGCUGAACUCAUGAAGAGUAUUCAAUAUCAACUUAAACUUGUUGAAAACAAUGAUGGAAAAUGUGAUUGUAAAGGGAGAUAUACAGGACCAGAAAAAGUGGCGUUUAUGGUUAAAAAUUCAGCUGAUUUACUAAACAUCCCUGCGAACUCUGUUGUAGUUUACAAUACAGUUAUUACAAAUUUAGGCAACGGAUACGAUUCGUCCACUGGGAUAUUUAAAGCUCCUUCCAAUUGUGUCUACAUCUUUUCCUGGACAGUUCUUUGUCAGCAUGGAAAAUCCUUCCGUACUUAUCUCGCUCUCAACGGACACCUGAUAGCCAGAAACUUCGCAGGGGCACGGAAUGUAGCAGAUCACGCAUCAGGAAGUCAGAAUGUUGUUAUUGAAGUAAAAAAGGACGAUGAAAUAUUCGUUAGGAUCCAAGAUGGAUAUACCGGACAGUUCAUGUAUGCUGAUAGUUGGUCAACUUUCAGCGGUUAUAAACUGUAAAAGCUAUAUAUAACAUAAAAUCAAAGUUUUCUGAUAUUUAUUAAAGGGGCAUUAGCUGUCAAAUUACUGUUCAUCGAUUUGACUCAAGUUCUCACAUUUGAUUUAUAACAUACUAAAACGUAAAUCCAAAUUAUAAUAAUUCAGAAAUAAACAAUUAACAAUG